GAAAAUGUUUGUUACUAGUAUUUUGGAAACAAUUAAUUAUUUAAAAGAUGUUAAAUAAUUACCUCCAAAAAAAAGAUGUUAAAUAAUUAUAAUCUGUCGAUCACAAAAUUGGCGAGAAAAGACCACGCGUAGGUGACGCGCAAGCACUGAGCCGCGAGACGGGCCGUAUUCGGGCCGGGCCCUCCUACGCCUACCCUUACUGACAAAUCUCCGCUCACAGUAACUGUCUUCAAUAUCAAAUCGUUACAACGCCCCUCACCAAUCAAAGCCAUUGGAUUUUUCGUCAAGAAAAAAACCAUGUGGAGAAAUCCAGCUACCAAUUUGUUGAGACGGGCGCUGAGGACCGCCGUUUCCUCUUCCGCUAGCCGUUUAUCCGGCUUCCCGGCGCCCUCGUUCCGCCGCUACUGCGGCGGCGGCGGCGCCACCGUCGGCGACGGCGAUGGGGAAGGGGACAGGAAUGCGAUGACGUAUGCGGAGGCGAAAAGGUUGAUGAGGUUGGUGAAUGUAGGAGCGCUAAAGGAGAAGCUGGGGAUGGAGGACAAGGAGGUGAUCCCCUACGCCGAGCUCCUGGAAGCGUGCGAGAGCAUCGGCGUAGCGAAGUCGGCGGCGGAGGCAGCCGCGUUUGCUCGAGUGCUGGAUGAGGCCGGCGUCAUUUUGCUGUUCCGCGAUAGAGUGUAUCUUCAUCCAGAUAAGGUGGUCGAUUUGGUUAGGAAGGCAGUUCCCCUUGCCCUUUUGCCAGAAGAUGACCCCUGCAAAGUCGAGCUCAAGAAGCUGCAGGAGAAGAAGGAAGAAAUUGAUAUACUGGCACACAAGCAAGUCCGUCGUAUAUUGUGGACCGGACUGGGGAUUGCUGUGGUGCAGGUUGGGCUCUUCUUCCGUCUGACAUUCUGGGAAUUUUCUUGGGACGUGAUGGAGCCAAUUGCGUUCUUCACAACCACAACGGGGCUAGUCAUAGGCUACGCCUACUUCUUGAUCACUUCAAGAGACCCGACAUACCAAGAUCUGUUGAAGAGACUCUUCCUCUCGAGACAGAGGAAGCUCAUUAAGAGGCACAAUUUCGACAUCCAGAGGUUGUUGGAGUUGCAGAAGAAAUGCAGGGUGCCUCAUGAUACAUGUUCGUCCAUCAAGAGACGGACAGGGGUGGAAUUGGAACCAGAGGACCUUCUGCACAAUCGUUGAUACUAUGAUAUUCACCUGCUUUCAUUUUGUCUCUUAAGAAAAAAGUUGUCUCACAAUUAACCAAAAGCUCCAUAAAUUGCAAUGAUUUUUCUCGGGCUGCCUCAGCAGAUAUUUGGAGUUGAGGUUAGAAUUUUCGAUACUUUUUAACUCUAGACCGCAGAGGACUUGAAAGUAUCUUUGCCGACUCUAGUAAUUUGUAUCAGCUUCUGACUAUUUGAGGUCACAUAUAUAUAGUUUUGUGAUGCAUAUAAAAUUGGCCUUCCUGAUUCAUUUUCUGCUUUUGCUCUUGCUUUGGCUUCUAUAAUUGAUAGUGCUGAAAAGUAUCGCCGUGGUUGUUAGUAACAUGUGAUUUUGCAGCUCAUAAACACAUGAAUAUAUGUAGAUGCAAUGUAGAUACUUGUAUUUGUGUUUUAUAAUGUUUACUUUAGACACCAUGUACAUUGUUGCUUGGAUUUGUGAGAACAAAAACGAGCAUGGUUGGAAGCAUGGCUUGCAGACCACACUUCUGCAGCAUGCGAAACCUGAUGCUUCUCAUCAUCGUUCCACAAUGAAAAUGACAAAGAAUCACAGCCUUGGAAUACAGGUCAGUGCUCUUCACAGCUCAGUGUAGUAGUCUUUCAUUUGAGGAUAGGAAUAGCCAUAUUGACACUGCUGGAGCUGCUUGUUAUGCUCAUGACUGCUCCCCUCUUCUGCAGCGCAAGCUAAUGGUGGACUCUGCGGUGAUGAGACUAUGAAAGACAACGCACUCGAUAGUUGAGUUCUGAGCCUCAUUGUUGUUGCAGAAACUUCAUCCAACUCGGAUUGCAGCUGGAAAACACGCUUUUGUAGAGACGCGAUCAGGGCGACGCAGCCGUAGACGGGCUGCUGAAGCCUUGCUGUGGCCUCAUAGACCAAGCUGGCAGCAGCAUCUCCUCUAUCAGUGACAGGAACAUCCUGCUGAAUCAAACAGAUACAGAUAAGAAACAUUGUGGCUAUAGCUGUACUCGCAAGAAAAUAGCAGAAGUGAUUACUUGCAGCAUUUUACUGAUGUUACUGGCACCAAAGACGCGGUGAACGGCCAUGAAUUUUUCCGGCUCGGCCGCAGGGAAAUAGGGGAGGAAGAGGCAGUCCUCGGUGCAGCGUCGCCGGAGAUGCUUGCAUGCUGCACAAGGCAUGGUGCUUUUGCUGUUAGACUCCAUUGCACAAAUAGGAAGAGAGUUGAUAUUUUCGUUUUCUUACUGUGUGCAUGUGUAUUUGAGAGAUUUACGGCAUGGAGAGGAAAGGCCUUGCUAUAUAGUAUAGUGUGGUAAGAAAGAAGAAGCUGGAAGCUUAAUCAUUGGAGAAAAUCCAAGUUUGAUAACAUGCUUGAUUUCAUUGGC
Molecule: messenger RNA, 2537 nt
Organism: Salvia miltiorrhiza (redroot sage)
Lineage: Eukaryota; Viridiplantae; Streptophyta; Magnoliopsida; Lamiales; Lamiaceae
Product: calcium uniporter protein 5, mitochondrial-like
Exons: 2
Coding region: 298-1179 (293 amino acids)
Biological process (GO): calcium import into the mitochondrion; mitochondrial calcium ion homeostasis
Cellular component (GO): uniplex complex; mitochondrial inner membrane
Molecular function (GO): uniporter activity; calcium channel activity
Source: RefSeq, a predicted model, not a curated record